AUGUCAGCUGAGGGCGUCGAGUUCGACCCUGCCCGGGAUAUUCCCAACCUCGCGGGAAAGACCAUCUUGAUCACAGGCGCCAACACAGGCCUCGGCCGACAAACCGCUUUGGAGCUGGCCAAGCACCACCCCGCCGAGCUCUGGUUAACGGCUCGCGACGAAGCUAAAGGCCAGGAAGUCGUCGCUGCGGUACAAAAGGUGCUCUCUGGUCAUGGCACUGUUAACAUCCUGCCGCUUGAUCUCACUUCAUUCGCUUCUGUCCAGCAAGCGGCCGAAACAUUCCUCUUCAAGACAUCUCGGCUGGACAUUCUCUACCUUAACGCUGGCAUCCUCGGAGCGCCUGCGGGGCUGACCAAAGAUGGAUACGAGAUCCACAUAGGCGUGAACCACCUUGGGCAUGCGUUACUGUUGCAUUUGCUCACACAGCGGUUGCUCGAGACUGCGUCGAGCCAAGGCGCUCCACCGCGUGUCGUCAGCGUCGCAUCGAUCGGCUACAAGUACUGUGGAGACAACGGAAUUGCCCUUUCUACCCUGCGCGAUCUCAAUGCCGGGCUCACGCCUGUGCAGCGCUACACACAGAGCAAGCUUGCCAACGUGCUCUAUGCGCAAGAGGUUGCCCGACACUUCCCACAGUUCACAACGUUGUCUAUCGACCCAGGUAGCGUGGCGACUGAGCUCUUCUCGCGUGAGCCCGGCGACGCACAAGUGAAGCAUUUGCAGGAGAACGUCGCUCCGAAAUCGACGAAGCCCGUGCAAGAGGGUGUCAAGAACCACCUAUGGGCAGGCACAAUAGGCGCUGAGAAGCUGGUGAAUGGGAGGUACUAUGGGCCUGUCGGAAAGAGCGGAACGGAAACUGGAGCGGCCAAGAGUGAAGAGAAGGCGAAAGAGUUGUGGGAAUGGACGCAGGAGGUGAUUGGGUCAGUGGUGAAGGCGUGA
Messenger RNA from Alternaria atra, 936 nucleotides. RefSeq lists its product as uncharacterized. The record is from RefSeq and is a predicted model, not a curated record. Lineage: Eukaryota; Fungi; Ascomycota; Dothideomycetes; Pleosporales; Pleosporaceae. The transcript has a single exon. The coding region runs from base 1 to 936 and encodes 311 amino acids.